This is a messenger RNA of Fraxinus pennsylvanica, 426 nucleotides long. The record is from the annotation of a GenBank genome assembly. NCBI's taxonomy places the organism in Eukaryota, Viridiplantae, Streptophyta, Magnoliopsida, Lamiales, Oleaceae.
AUGGGGGAACAUGGUUACAAGAAGACUACUUCUGAUCAUUGUGUUUUUGUGCGAAAAUCCUCUGAUGAUGAUUUUAUCAUUUUAUUGCUCUAUGUUGAUGACAUGUUGAUUGUUGGUAGAAAUUCUUCAAAGAUUGAUAAUCUAAAGAAGCAGUUGAGUAAGUCCUUUGCCAUGAAGGACUUGGGACCAACAAAACAAAUUCUUGGUAUUCGAAUUUGUCGAGAUAGGAAAGGAAGAGAGCAUUGGGAUGCAGUAAAGUGGAUUCUGAGAUAUCUUCGAGGUACUUCCAAGUUAACACUUAGCUUUGGAAGUGGAAAACCAAUGUUAGUUGGAUACACUAAUUCAGAUUUGGCAAGAGAUGAAGAUUCUCAUAAGCCUACUUCAGGUUAUCUAAUUACUUUCUCUGGUGGACCAGUUUCACGGUAG